This is a messenger RNA of Rubroshorea leprosula, 768 nucleotides long. The record is from the annotation of a GenBank genome assembly. Lineage: Eukaryota; Viridiplantae; Streptophyta; Magnoliopsida; Malvales; Dipterocarpaceae.
AAUUUUUAAUUGACUUUCUGUUGUUAUGAAUUGGUGCUAUGUUUAGCACUACAAUGAGUAGCUUGGUGGAAAGGCUUCGUGCUAGAUCAGAGCGGAGGCCAAUUUAUAAUUUGGAUGAUUCAGAUGAGGAGGCUGAUUUUGAGCAUGGAAAACCUGGGAAAACUAAAGAGAAGUUAGAACAAAUAGACAGGACUGAUGCGAAAGAAAAUUCAUGUCAAGCCUGUGGAGAAAGUGAGGAUCUAUUGAAUUGUUCAACAAGUACAUAUUCCUACCAUGCCAAAUGUUUAACUCCACUCCUAAAAGGUCCUCAUCCUGACAACUGGAGGUGUCCUGAAUGUGUUAGCCCUCUUAAUGAUAUUGAAAAGAUACUGGAUUGUGAAAUGCGUUCCUCCAUGGCUGAAGAUAAUGUUGCUUCGAAGCUGGGUUCAAAACAAAUUUUUGUGAAACAGUAUCUUGCGAAAUGGAAGGGGUUAUCUUAUGUGCACUGCACUUGGAAAUUUCUCAGUUUUUUGAGACAGAAUAUUGUUUUAUGAAUCUUUUUAUUCCUUUGUAAGUGCAAUAAUCUUAAGAAUUGCUUUGAUUUAUCGUCUGUGCUGUGUGACAAACAUUUGCUGCAUGUUCUGCUUGCAGAACUUGAUUUUACAUGGUCAUCGGGGCAUUCUGUUUAUUUGUCUAUCUGAUAGCUAUCAUUCACUUGCUUCCUAUUUUUGAGCCCCUGUUCUCUGUUAGGGUACCUGAGAAAGAGUUCCAUAAAGCCUUUAAAUCAAA